Poecilia latipinna (sailfin molly) is the source of this 5368-nucleotide messenger RNA. RefSeq names its product zinc finger CCCH-type containing 4 (gene zc3h4). The transcript is spliced from 14 exons. Gene Ontology annotation, biological process: negative regulation of DNA-templated transcription. Gene Ontology annotation, cellular component: nucleus. The record is from RefSeq and is a predicted model, not a curated record. Gene Ontology annotation, molecular function: metal ion binding; RNA binding. Bases 432 to 4208 code for a protein of 1258 amino acids. NCBI's taxonomy places the organism in Eukaryota, Metazoa, Chordata, Actinopteri, Cyprinodontiformes, Poeciliidae.
UUUUACACAAAAGCCCGGGGGUUCUUUUUGUUGUUUUUUUUCUGUCAAAGGGAUUAAACUCGCCUUUUCUGGAAAACGAGUACAGAGGUAAAGAGAACGGCCAUGUUGACACGGCAUCGCCUACUGGGAGGCCUAAUAGCAACUGGAACAGCGUUAUUCCCUCUAUUUUAUUACAGUAUUACAAUCAGCGACCAGUCGAUUCAAGCGAGCUUGUCAAAAAGGAAAAGACAAGGUCGAAACAGCUGAUCAUUUAUAGUUUUUCACUGUCACGGUAUAGUUUUAAUUACCUUACAAGUUCGGAAAUUGAGCGCUCUCCCAUUAUUUGGAAAUUUUCUCAACGGUUUUUAAUUUGUAUGUGGAGUUAACCUCGCCAUCGCAGGCCUGAAGAUGGAGAGCUGGAGGAGGGCGAGUUGGAAGACGAUGCAGGGGACAUGGAGGAGGAGGAGGCGGGCCAGGGCUUGUCUGCAGCGGUGGGACCGGGCGGAGACCGGGCCGAGGACGCUGGCGGCGAAGGAGGAGGAGACGUGGCGGCGGACAGGCCUCGCCGAAGCCGAGACCGCCACCCGAGCAGCGCCUCAGACGACGAGCGUUCCCAUCGCCACAAGAGGAAACGGAAGAAAGAGAAGGAACGGGAGCGGGAGAAAGAAAAGAGGAGGUCCAAGAAGAAACGCAAAGCCAAGCAUAAACGGCACGCUUCUUCUGACGACGAUCACUCAGACUUCAGCGAUGACUCUGACUACAGUCCAAGCGAGAAGAGGAAGUACAGAGAUUAUAGUCCACAGUACACCUCCUCUUCUCACGGCGGCUACGGUGGGUCGAAGAAGGGCGGCUACAUGAAGAUGGACAAACAGGGCUAUGGCGGCUAUGAUGACUAUGAAGACGACAUCUACGAGGGAGAAGAGGAUGAAGACAUGGUCGAUGAAGAGUAUGACGACUUCGCAAAGGAGCUCAACCAGUACCGCAAGGCCAAGGAGGGCGGCCGCGGCGGAAGAGGGGGCAGAGGUCGCAUGAAGAGCCUGAGAGGACGAGGGGGGAUGAGGGGAGGCAGGCGGGGCAGAGGAGGAAACCGAGGACGGGGCGGACGAGUUGGACGGAUGGGCGGAGACGACGACGGGGACGGAUACGGAGAGGACAUGGAGUACGGAGAGGAAGACUACGACAACAUGGGGGACGAUGAUUAUGACGACUACUCCAAAGAACUCAGCCACUACAAACGCUCUAAAGACAGAGGCAGAGGAAUGAAAGGAGGCCGCGGUCGAGGCAGAGGCAAAGGAGGAAGAGGAAUGAUCCGAGGAGCGAAGGGCCGAAGCAGAGGGCGAGGAAGAGGCGACAUGGGCAACGACGACGACAACAACGGCGACAUGGACAACGGGGAUGGAGGCGACGGUCCGGGAGUUGGGAGGAGGCAUCACCACGAAAAGCACCAGGAUAAGAAAGGAAAAGCCAUCUGCAAGUACUACAUCGAGGGCAGAUGCACCUGGGGGGACCACUGCAACUUCAGCCAUGAUAUUGAGCUGCCGAAGAAGAAGGAGCUGUGUAAAUUCUACAUCACUGGAUUCUGCGCCCGCGCCGACCACUGUCCCUACAUGCAUGGUGAGUUUCCAUGUAAGCUGUUCCACACCACGGGAAACUGUGUGAACGGAGAUGAGUGCAUGUUCUCCCAUGAAGACCUCAACGACGACACCCAGGAGCUGCUCAACAAGAUGCUGGCAGAAGAUGCUGAGGCUGGAGCCGAGGAUGAGAAGGAGGUGGAGGAGCUGAAGAAGCAGGGCAUCAACCCUCUUCCCAAACCCCCUCCUGGAGUCGGCCUGCUCCCCACCCCUCCCCGCCCUGUUUCCAUGGACGCCAACAUGGGGGUUGGGGACUUUGGCGGGCCUGUGGCUGAUACCUUCGGGGGUCCUCCUGGACCCAGCCAGGUUCCUCUUGCAGGCAAAGGUCCACCGGUUCCGCCGCCCGUCCCCGGACCCAACGUCCCUGCUGGUCCUGUCCACAGUCCUGAUGGAAGCCCCUUCCCAGGAGGACCCCCCUCCAAUCCCGGCUGCCCCUCCCCACACAUGGUGCCCCCGCCCGCUGGUGGGUCAGGGGCCGCGGCCGGGAAGAAGAUCCCUUCGCUGUUUGAGAUUAAAGUCCAGCCAACUGGACAGCUGGCUCAGAAACUGGCUGUCAGAAGCCAGGCUCCCAGUAGCGGUCCGGCUCAGACCGCACCGCCAGGACCGCAGGGCGCCCCGGGAGCCGCUCCGCCCCGCUUCCCCGGACCCGCUGGCAUGAUGUCCCCCGAAUCGCAGAGCCUGGGGCCCGGCGGAGCCCCCAUGAUGGGAGGGUUCGGCUGCAGUGUCGAAGGGGCGGGGCCGCCGCAGGGAGGAGGAAACUUCUUCAACGAGUUCUACAAUCAGCAGGACGGGAUGAAGAUGGAGGGAGCGCAGGAGGGCGACAGGUUUCAGAGUUUUCCUGCCAUGGAUGACAGAGGAGCGGCCGGACCCAGAGACGGUUCUGCUAACGGGGCGCCGGCCAGCCAGGGAGGCAUCUCCGUACCGGACUUCCUGCCUCCUGCCCAGCGGGUUCUGUUCAUGAGGAUCCAGCAGAAGCAGCAGGAGGAGGAGGAGCGCGCUCGCAGGAUGGCUGAGGGCGGAGCAGAAAAGACCAAAGAUGUCGAAGGCGACUCGGGGAACUGGUACUCCAGUGAGGAUGAGGACGGCGGCAGCAGCGUGACCUCCAUCUUGAAGACGCUGCGCCAGCAGACCCAGCCGACCCAGAAACCCGACGGCCAUCCGUUCGACUCCCGCCUCCAGAAGCCGGCUGCGGCUCGCCCGGCGGAUCCCCGCCUGGCCCGGGACCCCCGCCUGGCGCGCGCCGCCGAGUCGGCCCACGCAGCGGACGGCGCCCAGCCGGCGGCGCCGGCGUCCCUGGGCCCGCCCACCGACCCGCGGCUAGCCAGGCUGGCAGCCGCCAAGGUGGAGCCGGCGCUGGUCUACAAGCCGCCGCCGCUCACCGCCCCGGCAGCUGAGGAGGAGGAGACGGAGCGGGUCCUGCGGGACAAGCCGGUGCCGAUCCCGUUGGACCCGCUGAUGGGCAUGGCGCUGAGGGACCCGCGCUCGCAGCUGCAGCAGUUCAGCCACAUCAAGAAGGACAUCGUCCUGCACACGCCGGCCUUCGCCAAGACCGUCACCUGGUCGCCCGAAGACCUGCUGCCCCUGCCGCCGCCCAAACAGGACCUGCUGCCGCUGCCGCCCGGCAUCCCACCCGUCCCCCCGGUGGACCCGCGCCUCACCAGAACCCAACCGCCCGCCGCCACGCACCCGCAGGACCCGCCUGCCUCUUCCUCCUCCUCCUCUUCCUCGUCCCUUCCAGACUUUGAGCUGCUGUCUCGCAUCCUGAAGACGGUGAACUCCCAGACUUCGUCCCCGCCCCACGCGCCCACCCCCCCCUUGGCGCUGCUCGCUCAGCCGCCCCCCGCAGACAAACCCGUCGACCCGCGCGUACGCAAGCCUCCGUCCGACCCCCGCCUGCAGCCGCAGAAAUCAGCGCUGAAGCAGCCGGACCCGGCUCCGCCCGCUCCGGCUCCGCCUCCAGCCGCUCCGUCCACUUCCUCCCCGCCGGGCAUCGCGCCCUAUGACCCCCGGCUGCUGUCCGCCGGGGGGUCCGGCCGCGGCGGGGCCGCCGGGGCCCCAGGGGGCGCCAGCGUGCUCAGCAGCAUCAGCCUGUAUGACCCACGGACUAACAAACCGGGCAGCCCCGGUACCAGCAGCGGCUCCCCCAACUCGGCCGGCGCCGAGCCCAAACCCAGCGACCCGACGGCGGGGAAACCCAAACCCAAAGAGCCGUUGUUUGUUCGGAAGUCCGCUCUGGACCAGCCGGAACCGGAGAAGAGCUCAGAGCAAGGCACCGACCGCUACAACAGCUACAACCGGCCGCGACCCAAACCCGCUCCCUCGCCAAACUCCGCCUCCCAAACGGGUCCGGCCGCCGCCGCCGGGUCGCCAGGCGCUCCCGGGGGAGCCGCCGACCUGGCGCCGGCGGGAGUCCACAACCUGCCGGUGCCGUCGCUGUUCGGCGUGGUGAAGCAGGCGUCCAAAGCGGGCGGCGCCGGCAGCCCGUUCGGAGGAAGCAGCCCGGCGCAGUCGGAUCCGGCCGCCGCCGACCAGGACAACGCCUCGCUGAAGGACGUGUUCAAAGGCUUCGACCCCACGGCGUCGCCUUUCUGCCAGUAACCAUGGAAACGGGGAGCCAAUCGGGCGCCUCGCAGGUUUUACGGUUACUGGACGGUGAAGCAGAGACGCUGCUGUGGAAACCGCCUGACAGACCCAAACAUCCGGAACCGGGCCGCUGCACUGAGAGAAAAAGAGUUUCUAUUUUAAACGUAUGGACGUGUAAAAUCCUCCCGACCCGGAUAUCAAUGUUUCUACUGAACAUUUUAGCUUUUUCUGCUGCGCUGCGCCGCUUCAGCUCCAACUUCUGGGAACAAUCAGAUCCUGUCAACACGCGUCUCGUUCUGAGUUGAAUAUUUAAACUCUUUUUUAUGUUUUCUGGAGAAAGAUAUGAAACUAUCUAAAUAUAAAUCUAUAACCUGCCUGAUUUAUUUUUUUAGUAUUUAUUUUUAUACUUCUUGGCGCUGUCAGCUCUUGUUGUCUGAGGUUUAGAUUGAUUUAUUUGUACUGUGCAAAACUUUUGCUUUCAACUUGUCUUUAUUUUAAUUCACACAUUUUGUUGAAGCAAACUUCAAUCUGAUUGGUCAGUGCUCCACAGUUACAUUACAAUCCUCUUUUUUUCCUUCUUUUACUCCAAUUUGUUCCUUUUUCGUCGCUUUCUUGUUCAGGAACAGAAUGGAUCUUCAUCGUCUCGAUUCUAGUACUCAUUUCAGGUUUUGAUUCACAUUAUGGAUCUUUUGUGUGCAGAUUCAGUGUGAAAACAGCUCCCAAAAUUGCUAACGAUGCGUUUUUCUGUACAAACGUUACUUAUUUUAAUUUAUUUCUCUGCUCUGUUUUUUUAUACCUAUUCUGGUUCUGAUUCAACACGUAAAUCAGCUCACCUCAGCGGAUGCAGGCAGUCUUUUUGUUAACCUGUUAGAAUCUCGCCAGGAAAGUGGAUUUAUUGUUUGGUUUUUUUGUACAUUUUUAUGUUUUAUUUUCUUCUCUUUGUAAAUUUGACCAGAAUCUUUAACAUCAUUGGAGGGAGUUUUCUAACUACACAUUUAGGUGAGGAUGUAAGUAUUUAAAUAAAGUCCAGACAUGAUCAGAAGGUUAAAAAAACUCUAUUUUCUGUAUUUUUAUUACCUCAGCUGAUUCAUCUGACGUGUUUAUGUAAGAAUGCCUAAAAUCACAAUAAAACUGUUUUCUCUAAUGAUGUCAUUGGAAGAAAAACAAACUCCUUA